Pecten maximus is the source of this 2774-nucleotide messenger RNA. RefSeq names its product NXPE family member 3-like. The record is from RefSeq and is a predicted model, not a curated record. The transcript is spliced from 5 exons. Lineage: Eukaryota; Metazoa; Mollusca; Bivalvia; Pectinida; Pectinidae. Bases 305 to 2032 code for a protein of 575 amino acids.
UACACAAUGUGUGGGCUGUCACUCUAAUCAAGCUAAUUUCGAUAAUGACAUACAUGCGUAUAUAAUGUGACAAACAAUGACAACUAUAUUACGUAUAACCUGCCCUGCCUUUACAUUGUAUUGUCGCCUGCGGCAGAAUCGACACAUACUCUGGGCGAAGUCCGCACGUACGCAUCAUCUCCACUCGUCUGUACAGCAAGUUAGAGGUAGUCAGAACCUACUCAAGUUACAAUGGCAUUGUACAUCUGCUAAUCAGUGUUUAAUUCGUGAUGAUUAAAACGUGUGGACUUAACAUCUAUUCCGCAUGGAUGCCGUACCUACUAAAACAAAGGGGAUGAGAUUCAGGAAUAAACGAGCCUUAUCGGCAAUAUUGGUAUGCUGUGGGGUUGGACUUUUAUGGUGUAUGUAUCAAUACGCAACCAUUGAAGAGAUAUCCAAAUUCGAGACAACUGUAGGAGGUUUACGAAUAUUCGAUAUAACGGGACAACAUCCCUUCCAACAUGCCAAUAAAGUGCCGGAUGUUUUACGAAUUCCUCAUUCAAAUAAAGAGUCCAGUUUUCACAUUCCCAGAAACGCUUUACAACGAUAUCAAACAUACACCAAGCUGUCUGUGUCUGACGGAGACCGUCACUUCUCUAUAAAUAACUCAAAAAUCGAAAUCCAAUUGCGCCAGUUCCGUGUCGGAGACACCCUUAAGGUGCAAAUAAUGUUAUAUGACAGAAGUGGGGCUCCUAUGACGACAGGGGGAGACUACGUCAGGAUUUGGUUAAGGGAGAAGUCCACCAAAUCUAACGUCAAUGGCUACACCAUUGACCAUGGUAACGGAACAUAUACUGGAGUGCUGACCUUGCCUUGGGCAGGGUCACCGGAAAUUAUAGUUUCUCUGGGUAACACAAAGGAACACGUGACAUUGUUUGUGAACACUACAGAAACACACGGAUUACUCUAUGCAAUGAGUUCGCAGUUCAUCAGCUCAGAUGGCAAGCAUAAAGUAGCUUCAAAGUGUAGUCCAUUAUUUGACGGACUAGCAAACUGUUAUGACAACUCUGGGUGCAAUUUGACGGAAAUAAAUUAUGGUAUUCCGUGGUUCUGUUGUAGGCCGAAGUCGAAAUAUGUGGAUUGUAACGACAUGAAAAAAAUCAAGUGCACGGAUGAAUCAAACUACUUGACUAAUGAUAUGUUAUUUGUGUCGGAUGUACGUCAUAUCCGGUUUCCGCCAAUAAAGAUCAGAGUCAACGAAGGUUCGGUGUCUAGCCUUCAAUCCCCACCCAUCACGUGCUAUGAUCGCGCGCGAGUGGACACGUGGGAAGAUUCGACACCGGCUGGGUACUACCUCCAUAACCAGUGGAUCAGUCUACAUUGUACACCAAAGUUCCGCUCCGGAAGUUAUUCGUCAUGUUUUAAGAAUAAACGAUUUGUUGUGUUAGGAGAUUCUAAUAGUAGGGGGACAUUCAUACAACUUGCCACCUUGUCAAGUUCAGAGUACAAAACAACAAAAUAUACAAAGGGAGAUCACUGGCACGAACUCCUCGAGGCUGAGAACACAGAUUUAAACUUAGAAUUGAUGUGGGCGCCGCAUAACGCGCCCUUGUUUGUUAAGGAUUUCCAAGGUCUUGAUACCAUGCGGUCAGUAGGUAGCUGGCUGGACGAAAUAAGCAAUGACCGUCCGAUAGUGGUGGUCAUUCACUUUUACUACCAUCUAGCCAAAGCGACACUGGAGGUAUACAAAGCUAUGGUUAGAGACGCCCGCGAAGCUUUAUUAAGGCUCUGGAAGAGGGCCCCAGAUACAGUUGUGUUUAUCCAGGGACCACAUUCAAUUACCUACAAAAGCGUCAUAGAACCGCUGGAUUAUAUCCGCAGAUGUUACAGCCAAAUUUGGUAUGACGAAUUAAAGGGACUUCACGACAAACUCGUUUAUCUCGACUGGUGGGAUAUGACUGCGGGGUCGGAAAAUAUCGACGUCCAUCCUUCAGAAGAAGUCCAGAUGGAUUUGACCCAAGUUCUUAUGUCGUAUUUAUGUCCAAGUCAUUGAAACCCUUGCUAAAAUAGUAGUCAUAUAACUAGAUAGCGAUAGUUUAGCUUAAGUUAUCCUUGUAAUUGAAACGCUUCAAUAAAUUAGUCAUAAAACUAGAUGAGGACUGUAUAUAUUUUAGUUUAAGUUAUUCUAGUAAUUGAAACGCUUCGCUACAAUAGUAGUCAUAUAAAACUAGAUGAUGAUAGUUUAGUUUAAGUUAUCCUGGUCAUUGAAACGCUUGUUUGUAGUGAUCUUAGUUUAUUUUCAGUAAUUGUUGUUGCAUGAUGCAUCUUAGUCAUUAAGACGUUUAUUUGAGGUCGUCCUAGUCAUUGACAUGUUUGAUUCAAACAUUUUUACUGUCUCGAUAUUGUUACUGGUUGUCUUCGUCUUAAAUCCUAUCAAUAAACCAACGAUUUCGAAACUGAGAAAACUCCAUCGAAGAAACUUGUUGCUAUCAUGCUUUUAAAGCUAUUCCUAAUAUACCGAUAUAAAAUAACUAUAAUUCAACAAAGUAAAAAAAAAAAAAAAAAAAAAAAAAAACCAAUACGCAAAUGUGAAGAAAAAUGCAUAAUGCUGAUGUAAAAUUUCCGAGUUUUAAAUGUUGUGAAAAUAUAUGGAUACACUUGCUGGUUCUCAUGAAAUAUAUGAAUAACAUGGCAUCCUUUAUGUUUAAAUUGAAUUAAUUUAAUUAUCUUAUGGACAGUAUUGGUUUAAAAGAGUUUGUUGCGGGACUGUUUUUGUUAUUAAAUUUAGUUUUUAA